Aphanomyces astaci is the source of this 978-nucleotide messenger RNA. RefSeq lists its product as hypothetical. Lineage: Eukaryota; Oomycota; Saprolegniomycetes; Saprolegniales; Verrucalvaceae. The transcript is spliced from 7 exons. The record is from RefSeq and is a predicted model, not a curated record. Bases 130 to 978 code for a protein of 282 amino acids.
AGACAGUACGGUUUUCGAUACAAAUUCCAAGUAUAUGACGUGGCAACUUCAGACAAAUCGCCGACGAAUUGACCAAUCACAUGGCUCAAUCUACACCUCGGUGUUCUGCACUGGGCGCACACCCGCGCCAUGCACAACGCGAUCAAGUUGCAAAAGCUCAUCAACCCCCAAAAGUCGUCGCUGGGGUAUUUUUAUCGAAAUAUCAAACGUCGUCUGGGCCUACUGAGCGCGCGAUAUUGCGCUGCCGUAUUCGCCCCCGUGUCCCUCGACCUAUUGCAAACGUUUGCGGGUGUGGAUAUUCCCAUCUACCAAUGGUUUGGCAGUGUCGAAACCACAGGCGUAGCUUGUAUGAGUGGCCCUCACUGUUGGAGCUUGGGAGCUAGCGGCAAGCCGCUCCCCUCCACUCAAAUCCUAGUGUCCGACCCACAACUAACCUCUAUAUUGGGUGAAAGCCAGAUUCGAAUUCAAGGCCCCCACCUGAGUCCGUCGGUGGAGGUGGAUGCCGAUGGGUUCUGGCACAGUCCAUUUGAUGGAGCAACUCGUCGUGCUAAAGAUGUCGUGAGCCCGAAUUUGGACAAGUACUUGACCUUGAAUGACGCGAUUCAAGCCGCGGAACGCCUAUACAGUACAGCCAUGACUCGACCCACAAGUAGCCCUCGCAAUCGCAAACACAAGCCAGACGAAGAAGCCAUGAUUUCCCCUAAUAAAGCUGCCAGAGGCCUGGAUCUCGACAAGAAUGAUGAUCCUUUUGCUCUGUUUGCCCUCGAACGUGUACGACAGCAACAACAACAUCAACCGAUAUCUGCCAAAUCCCCCGAGAGAUUUCCCCAAGGGCCGCCGCCGCCCGCCGCCGUCGCAGCUCCAGAUUUGAUCUCAUGGGAUGAAGAUAUAGGGGCAGUGGUUGCGAAGACCAACCCGUUUGACGAGGCCAACGACCCACUGACCAAGCCUACUACGAAUCCAUUUGAUCUGAUGUAA